AUGAACCUUCCUCUCACUAUUGACGACGUGGACAUGGGGGGCGAGUGGAGCGAGUUCGUCAUCCGGGACCCCGAGAGGCUGGCCAGGCUGUGGGAGGAGAGGAAGGGCAAGCCGCACAUGAACUACGACAAGCUCAGCCGGGCGCUGAGAUACUACUACAACAAACGCAUCCUGAACAAGACCAAAGGAAAGAGAUUCACCUACAAGUUCAACUUCAGCAAACUGAUCCUGGUCAACUAUCCGGGCUGCUCGCCUCCACCUGCUCCGCCUCCAGCUCCACCCAGCCACCAGCUGGCGCCGAGCGGCUCCCUUCCCUUCCCCCUCCACCCGGGCUGCGGGGGUCUUCCUCCGUGUGGAGGCGCCCUCUCGGCGAGCAACGCAGUGUUGGUCCCUCCCCCCUUCUUGCUCCCGUGCUGCCUCCCCAAGCCCAUCCCGACGCCUCGAGCACUACCCGGCCACUUCCCCUUCAUCUCCGCCGCGCGUCAGGGGGGCCACCCGGGGGACUCGGUCCUCCCGCCCAUCCCCUCGGCCCAUCAGUGA
This is a messenger RNA of Gasterosteus aculeatus aculeatus (three-spined stickleback), 540 nucleotides long. NCBI's taxonomy places the organism in Eukaryota, Metazoa, Chordata, Actinopteri, Perciformes, Gasterosteidae. The record is from RefSeq and is a predicted model, not a curated record.